Molecule: messenger RNA, 991 nt
Organism: Anopheles maculipalpis
Lineage: Eukaryota; Metazoa; Arthropoda; Insecta; Diptera; Culicidae
Gene: Clp
Product: cleavage and polyadenylation specificity factor subunit 4
Exons: 4
Coding region: 9-893 (294 amino acids)
Molecular function (GO): RNA binding; zinc ion binding
Source: RefSeq, a predicted model, not a curated record
CCAUCACCAUGGAUAUGCUCAUAGCGAACGUCGAUAGCUGGACAUUCAAGAUAGAGAAGGAUCUGAACGAACAGUAUGGAGCGCUCGCACUUCCGUUCCCGGGGAUGGACAAAUCCACUGCUGCCGUUUGCUUGUUUUUCAAUGCAUCCGAUGGGACGGAAUGUACAAAGGGCAAUUCGUGUCCGUUCCGACACAUCCGCGGCGAUAGAACGAUCGUGUGCAAACAUUGGCUGCGUGGGUUGUGCAAGAAGGGCGACCAGUGUGAGUUUCUGCACGAGUACGAUAUGACCAAGAUGCCGGAAUGUUACUUCUAUUCUCGCUUUAACGCCUGCCACAACAAGGAGUGUCCAUUUUUGCACAUUGAUCCGGAAAGCAAAAUCAAAGAUUGCCCUUGGUAUGAUCGAGGUUUCUGUCGGCAUGGUCCAAACUGUCGGCAUCGGCACGUUCGGCGUGUGCUAUGUAAUAACUAUCUGGCCGGGUUCUGUCCGGACGGGCCCGAGUGCAAGUACAUGCAUCCACGGUUUGAGCUACCGCCACCGCCGGAAAUUAAGGAUCAAACACCGAAACGUCCAACGACCUGCCAUUACUGUGGGGAGGUGGGUCACAAAGCGUCCUAUUGUCCGAAAAUGCCACAGGAGCAACGGGAAGCGACACAACGCAUGGAGGAUGCCAAGUAUCGUGCCCUUGGGUACUACAAACAUCGAAUACAUCAGGAUAGCGCUAACAAUUCCAAUGCUGGCGGUGGUGAAGAAGGCAAUUUCGUACCACAAAAGCCUCCACCACGUCCAAUAGAAGAAAUUACGUGUUUCAAAUGUGGCAUCAAGGGACACUACGCCAACAAGUGCACAAAGGGGCCGCUGGCUUUUCUCUCCAACAAUGUACAAAGAAAGUAAGCUACCGCGUGUCGUUACUUUCCGUCCAGCUUGGCGGAUGUUUCCUUUCCUUUCUUUCUUAACAGUAAUAAUAAGUUGUAUAAAACGAAUUGAAAUAA